AUGGGGGGGGUGUUCCACGACAUGUUUAAAUACGAGUGUCACUUCAUCAACGGCACCGAGCACGUGAGGACCAUACUGAGGCGCAUCUACAACCGGGAGCAGUACGUGCACUUCGACAGCGAUGUGGGGGUGUUUGUGGGGGACACCCCGCAUGGGGAGAAGGUUGCCAGGGAAUGGAACAGCGACCAGGACAUUCUGGAGUACGUCCGGUCUCUGGCAGAUGGGUGCUGCCGGCACAACUACAAGUGUUACGGCCCGUUCAGCGUGGAGAGGAGAGUGCCCCCCAGCGUGUCCAUCUCGCUGGUGCCGUCGAGCUCCCAGCCCGGCCCCGGCCGCCUGCUCUGCUCCGUGAUGGAUUUCUACCCUGCGCCUGUGCAGGUGAGGUGGUUCCAGGAUGGGCAGGAGCUGCCGGAGCACGUGGUGGCCACCGACGUGGUCCCCAACGGGGACUGGACCUACCAGGUGCUGGUGCUGCUGGAAAUCCCCCCCCGGCACGGGGUCACCUACAGCUGCCAGGUGGAGCACGUCAGCCUGGAGCACCCCCUCAGCCAGCAC
Pseudopipra pipra is the source of this 555-nucleotide messenger RNA. RefSeq names its product class II histocompatibility antigen, B-L beta chain-like. The annotation marks the transcript as partial. The transcript has 3 exons. NCBI's taxonomy places the organism in Eukaryota, Metazoa, Chordata, Aves, Passeriformes, Pipridae. Gene Ontology annotation, cellular component: membrane; MHC class II protein complex. Gene Ontology annotation, biological process: antigen processing and presentation; immune response. The record is from RefSeq and is a predicted model, not a curated record.